This is a messenger RNA of Phascolarctos cinereus (koala), 930 nucleotides long. Its product is annotated as olfactory receptor 13A1-like. The record is from RefSeq and is a predicted model, not a curated record. Gene Ontology annotation, cellular component: membrane. Lineage: Eukaryota; Metazoa; Chordata; Mammalia; Diprotodontia; Phascolarctidae. Gene Ontology annotation, biological process: G protein-coupled receptor signaling pathway. Gene Ontology annotation, molecular function: olfactory receptor activity; G protein-coupled receptor activity.
AUGGCAUCAAGCAAUAAUUCAUAUGUGGCUGAGUUCAUCUUGCAAAGUUUCUCUGAAAAUCCUCAGGGUCAGAUCUUCAUCUUCAGCCUCUUUUUAGGACUUUUCAUAGUGGCAUUCACAGGUAACUCCCUCAUUGUCAUUGUGAUCAGUCUAAAUCCAGGCCUCCAUACUCCCAUGUACUUUUUCCUUAUAAAUUUGGCCUUCUUGGAUGUUCUCUCGGCCUCCACUGUGGUGCCCAAGUUGCUGCAGAACCUAAUGACCAAGAACACCAUUUCCUAUGGGGGCUGCAUAGCUCAGAUCUAUUUCCUAACUUGGUGUUUGGGGGCAGAGCUCUUGCUUUUCACAGCCAUGGCCUAUGAUCGAUAUGUAGCCAUCUGCCGGCCCCUCCACUACAGUACUAUUAUGGGCAAGGCAGCUUGCUGCCUCAUUGCAUGUGCAGUGUGGGCAAUCAGUGGGACCAAUAUAACAAUCAACAUCAUCUUGACUGUCCGCUUGUCUUUCUGUGGCCCCAAUGUCAUUGAUCAUUUCUUUUGUGAGAUUCCUCCAUUAUUGCCUCUCUCUUGCUCCUCAACUUAUGUCAACAAUGUCAUGGUAGUUGUGGCAGACAUGUUCUUUGCUAUUUCCAAUUUUCUGCUCCUCCUGGUGUCCUAUGGUUUCAUCAUCUCCAGCAUCUUGAAGAUCCGGACCAAGGAAGGGAAGAAGAGAGCAUUUUCCACUUGUUCGUCCCACCUUAUAGUGGUCACCAUGUAUUAUUGCCCUAUAAUUUAUAUCUACAUUCUUCCUGGUUUGGGUCGGUCUCUGAAAGAAGGCAAAGUAGCUUCAGUGUUUUAUACCAUAGUAACUCCAGCCUUGAACCCUCUGAUCUACUCCCUGAGAAACAAGGAUGUGAAAAUAGCCCUCAAGAAAUUAUGUCCAUUUCUUAGGAAAUAA